GAGAAACCAUUUCAGGGAUUAGGGUUCGUCUCUCUCCGGUGAUUAUUACUCCGUCACUGGAAUCGAUUCCACUUCAGAAGCUGAGAAGUUUGAUUAUAAUGGGGAUGGAUCGUAUGGAUAGGCUAAGUGAUCUACCUGAUGCACUGCUCGUGAAGAUACUAUCCUUACUGCCUACGAAACAAGUCGUGUCAACAAAUGCUUUUGUCAAAAAGAUGGCAGUUUCUUUGGAUGUUUGUGUCAAGACUCGAAUACAAGGACGACGAUAUGUUCCAAGAGGGGAGGUUCUUGCGGUUUCUCUACAGUUCUUUGCUGCUGCACCAAGCUAAGGUUCUUGAGAGUUUUUCUUUGAAGCUUGGUCGAAACUCUUGGGCUGUAGAUCUUGGAGUAUGUGUUACACCUGCUGUUAAUCGCUCUGUGCGUGAGAUGGUUAUCGAGAUUGAUGCUUCUUCUACUGAAACUCAAUUCAUACUUCCGAGGAGCUUGUAUACAACAGGCUCUAGAACGCUUGUGACUUUAAAGCUACAAAACGCGCUUCUUGUGGAUGUGUCAGAGACGGUUUCUUUCCCUUCGCUUAAAACUCUGAGCCUUAUAUCAAUGAAGUACCCACGUGAUGCGUUUUUCCGCACGCUUCUGUCCAGUUGUCCUGUUCUUGAAGACUUGUUUGUAGUCAAAUGCCGCGGUGACAAUGUGGCAUGUUUGGUGGUUAGAGUGCCUUCUUUAAAGUUUCUAACCGUGCGUACCACAGCAGAAGUAGGCUACCAUCAGGGCUUGGUGCUCGAUGUUCCUUCUUUGGAGUUCUUGGACAUUGUUGAUUAUACAGAUGGGUUCUGUGUCGUUGAGAACACUAUGCAUAAGGUUAUAGAGGCCCAUCUUGAUGUGACUUAUAGUCAUCCUCAGCAGCUUCUUGCUUCCCUUACUUCACUCGUGCAGCUUUCAUUAUGUUUAACGACUUCAAUGGAUGCACAUUUCGAUGGAACAAUAUUUAGACAGCUUGAACAGUUGAAAGUAUGUACUUGCGAGACCACCGAAUGGUUGGAUCUACUUAUGCGUGUACUCAAAGCUGCUCCUAAGCUAAGGUUUAUUGUCCUUGAACUGUCUAAGUUCCAUGGCAUUAGAACUGGAGAUCCGAUCCUGGGCUGGAACCAACCGAGUCGUGUUCCUGAAUGUCUAUUGUCUACUCUUGAAUAUUUUGACUGGAGGCAAUACGGAGGAACAGAAGAAGAGAAACAAGUUGAAAGAUACAUCUUAGGAAACUCUGGUCGUUUAGGACUGGCAACUUUCUAUCCCAAAUCGACAAAUCCAGUAAAGAAUCUUCAGAUGCUCAAGGAGUUGUCAAUGUCACCAAGGAGGUCUUCAGUGUUCUGUGGGAAUUACAGUUCCGUCUCAAAGUGAAAAGAUUUAAUUCAACGGACGUGUCUUCGUUUCUUUUAAAGUUUACUGUUUAUUUAAAUAUCUUGAAUGUUUAAUUCUAAUCUGAGAAUAAUCAUUACGUUUUGACUGUGUGGGUAACGGUCAUCUUGACGUUGGACAUUGCUGAAAUCAUUCAUUAUUGUCUCGAGAACUAGCUACAUUAAACACUGUUCAAGUGAUUCCUCAUAUUCAUCCUGUUGUUGAACA
Messenger RNA from Brassica oleracea var. oleracea, 1617 nucleotides. Its product is annotated as probable FBD-associated F-box protein At1g32375. The record is from RefSeq and is a predicted model, not a curated record. Bases 196 to 1392 code for a protein of 398 amino acids. The transcript has 4 exons. NCBI's taxonomy places the organism in Eukaryota, Viridiplantae, Streptophyta, Magnoliopsida, Brassicales, Brassicaceae.